This is a messenger RNA of Rhizophagus irregularis DAOM 181602=DAOM 197198, 1407 nucleotides long. The record is from RefSeq and is a predicted model, not a curated record. NCBI's taxonomy places the organism in Eukaryota, Fungi, Glomeromycota, Glomeromycetes, Glomerales, Glomeraceae.
AUGCCAUUUUUUUUGACAGAUUAUGAAAAACUUUAUGAAACGAGAAUAGAAUAUGAUGUUAUUAUUUAUGUUGGAGAAGAACCAAACAUUAAAGAAGAGCAUGCUCACUCAUAUAUUUUAUGUGCUAGAUCUCAAUAUUUUCAAGUUGCAUUUUCUAAAAUUUGGGCCGAGAAAAAAGAUGGAAAAUUUAUUUUCAAAAAACCUAAUAUUUCACCACAACUAUUUGAUAUCAUUCUUAGAUUCUUUUAUUGUGGAAAAAUUGAAUUGAAGAAUUUACAAGGCCUUGAUAUAUGGAAUUUGUUAAUAGCUGUAGAUGAACUUAAUAUUCAACCAUUGAUUUCUCAUAUUCAAGAAUUUUUAAUUGAAAAUGGAGCUGAAAUUUUACAUGAAAAUCCUACUGAUAUUCUUGAUAUUCUUGAAAAAUUUUAUCAACACGAAACAUUUGAGAAUUUAUGGAAUCUUUGUCUUGAGACUAUUUGUGAUGAUCCUAAAAUAUUAUUUAAUUCUGAUAAAUUUAUUAAUUUGGAAGCUCCUUUAUUAGAAUUAUUAUUAAAAAGAGAUGAUUUUUAUAUAAAAGAAAUUGUAAUUUGGGAGAAUUUAUUAAAAUGGUGUUUUGCUCGACAAAAUAUUAAAAGUGAUCCUGAAAAAUGGAAUAAAGAUGAUAUUACGAAUAUUGGGAGGUUAUUGCACAAAUUUAUUCCUUCAAUUAGAUUUUAUAAUAUUGAAUCUACGGAUUUCUUUUGCAAAGUUUAUAGUUAUAAAGAAAUCUUACCACAAGAUUUAAUUCAUGAACUUUCGGAAUUUCAUAGAGUUCCCAAUAUAAAAUCUAAAGCUAAUUUGGCACCUUUAAGAAAAUUAAAUUUAAAAUUAAAUAUUGAUUCAAAUUUAAUUGAAUCAGAUCAUUUUAUUCUUUUUGCUUCAUGGAUUGACAAAAAAGAUCCUUCAAAUUAUAAUAGAAGAAAGUUCCCUUAUGAUUUUAAGUUAUUGUAUCGUUCAAGUAAGGAUGGAUUUAAUGCUGAAUUAUUUCAUAGAAACUGUGACGAUAAGGGAGCUACUAUUUGGGUAGCAAAAAUUCAAAGUUCAACACAAUUAAUUGGAGGAUAUAAUCCGCUUGAUUGGAAUGGAAAUGAUUGGAAAAAUACUGCAGAUAGUUUUCUUUUUAGUUUCACGGAUGGUAAAAUUAUUUCUACUGCAAAAUUAGGUUAUGUUAAAGACGCAAGUCGUGCUGUUUAUUGUGGCAAAAAUUUUGGUCCACAUAUGGGUGAUUUAAAUUGUGCAUAUUAUAUAAGAAGUCCCAAUAAAUGGAAUUAUUAUUACAGCGGUGAUUCUUAUCCUAACAUAGGAAUUCCAAAAGAUAUUACAGUGGAAGAUUAUGAGGUAUUCCAAAUAAUUAAAAAAUCAAUUUAG